Messenger RNA from Pistacia vera, 1059 nucleotides. RefSeq names its product UPF0481 protein At3g47200-like. NCBI's taxonomy places the organism in Eukaryota, Viridiplantae, Streptophyta, Magnoliopsida, Sapindales, Anacardiaceae. The transcript has a single exon. The record is from RefSeq and is a predicted model, not a curated record. Bases 1 to 1059 code for a protein of 352 amino acids.
AUGGAAUUUUACAAAAGAAAAUGCUUGAAAGAUUUUCUUGAACGAACCAAGGUAAGCUUGGAAGUUUUUGUAGAAUUUAUAAGAAAAAAAGAAUCAAAAUUGCGAGCAUAUUAUGCUGAAAACAUUGCACUUUCUAGUCAUGAUUUUGUGAAAAUGAUUUUAGUAGAUGCUUCCUUCAUUUUUGAGGUACUAUUUGUGGGAUUUUUCGGAAAAAGGCCUGUCAAUGAUCGUGUAUAUAAUAAACCUUGGUUGUUAAUGGAUGUCAUGAAUGAUUUGUUUGUGCUUGAAAAUCAGCUUCCAUUUUUUAUUCUCGAGGAUUUGCUUUCUCUAGCGAAUAUAGAAAUUGACCAUGAGAGAGUUUCCAUGAUUAAGAUCACUCACAAAUUCUCUUGUGAAUAUUGGGAUAUCUGUAAAAUUGAGAAUUUGGAUGAGGAACAUUAUUCUAAGGUGGGACAUUUUGUCGAUUUUGUGCGAAUCCGAGCUCUACCUUCAAACCUAAACGUACGAAAGGAUUCUAAAUAUACAACUAUACCAAGUGUGACAGAACUACAUCAGGCUGGAGUGAGGUUUAAAUUGAGUUCAAGCACAAACUUAUUUGACAUAAGAUUCAACAAUGGAAUAUUGGAGAUUCCAAAGAUCAAAAUUGGAGCCCCCACGGAAUGUUUAUUGAGAAAUCUUUUGGCCUUUGAGCAAUGCAAUUGCCCUGCCAAUUUCAUAAACGACUAUGUUGUGCUUAUGAAUUUUCUUCUGAAGUCUUCCAAGGAUGUGGAUUUGCUUGUGAAAAAUGGGAUUAUUGUAAACUGGCAUAGGGAUAGUGAAGGGAUAUCGAUCCUUUUCCGGAACCUUGUGGAAUUGGCAUCGUUUCAUAUGUCUGGUUCUUAUUAUUUUUCUUCUAUUGCUGCAGAUCUUAAUAGUUACUGCGAAGCCUCUUGGCACAAGUGGAUGGCGACUUUGAGACAAGAUUAUUUCAAAACUCCAUGGAGUAUCAUUUCUUUUAUUGCUGCUGUAAUUCUCCUCCUGCUCACUUUCACACAAACCAUGUUUUCUAUCCCUAAGUAA